This is a messenger RNA of Chondrus crispus (carragheen), 3094 nucleotides long. RefSeq lists its product as hypothetical. The transcript is spliced from 2 exons. The record is from RefSeq and is a predicted model, not a curated record. Gene Ontology annotation, biological process: proteolysis. Gene Ontology annotation, molecular function: metallopeptidase activity; zinc ion binding. The coding region runs from base 1 to 2901 and encodes 966 amino acids. Lineage: Eukaryota; Rhodophyta; Florideophyceae; Gigartinales; Gigartinaceae.
AUGAACACCGUCGUCCGCAAUGCUGCCUUUGUAGCUGCCAGCCUUACCCGUCCGCUUCCUAUCCGAAGUACUCACGUUCUUCGUCGUUGGCGCCCAGCAUCGUCUUUUGUUCCCACCCGUUCCUUCGCUUCACGCUCAAUUCGUUCACGCAUCAUGCCUUUUGAGCAAGCCGCAGCCCCGGUCGCCAGCGCUGCUGGAGGUGCCAAUACCGCCACAACCGCAAUAGCACCGCCUUCCAACGAGCCGAAAGAAAAGUUUCUCAAGGAUUACACCCCACCAAAGUUCUUGGUCUCUGACACGCACCUCAACUUUGAGCUUGACGAUGACGGUCUAAAUACCAUCAUCAAGGGCAAGCUAUCCGUCGUUCCGAAAUGCGAUGUCGGCACACCCUUCAUUCUCGAUGGGUCUGGUCUGCAACUUCUUGACGGAAGCGUGAAAGUUGAUGGACGUGUUCUGGAUCCUUCCGAAUACGUAUACAAUACCGCCGCCAAAACGCUCACUAUUGCCUCCGUGCCGUCAGGUCCGUUUACGUUUGAGAGCGAAGUAUCCGUGAAGCCAGCGAAGAAUACCGCACUUGAUGGCUUGUACAUGUCCACUGGCGACUACUGCACGCAGUGCGAGGCCGAGGCUUUUAGGAAGAUCACCUUCUUCCCAGACAGGCCUGAUGUUAUGAGCAAGUUCACAGUCAGAAUUUCAGCAGACAAGGUUAAGUACCCUGUGCUUCUGAGCAAUGGCAACUGCAUCUCUAGUGGUACUGAAACCGGCGAUCCCUCUAGGCAUUGGGUUGAAUAUGUUGAUCCCUUCUCGAAGCCAUGCUACUUGUUCGCGCUUGUCGCUGGUGACCUUUCGCAUCUGGAAGAUGAGUUUACUACCAUGGGUGGUAGGAAAGUUACUCUUCGCGUGUAUGUCAAGGGUGCUGGUGAGGUAGCGAAAUGCCACCACGCCAUGCGAAGCUUGCAGAAGGCCAUGAAGUGGGACGAAGACACCUACGGACUGGAGUACAACUACGAUAUCUUCAAUAUUGUCGCUGUGCCGACGUUCGUAUUCGGUGCCAUGGAGAACACAUCCCUCAAUAUCUUCAACUCGAAAUACGUGCUUGUCAGUCCAGAGACAGCCACUGAUAGUGACUUCAACGGCGUUGAGGGUGUUGUGGCACAUGAAUAUUUCCACAACUACUCUGGGAAUAGGGUGACUGUGAGCUCCUGGUUCCAGCUUUCGCUGAAAGAGGGGCUAACAGUGUUCAGAGACCAGAGCUUCUCAGCUGACAUGAACUCUGCAACGGUCAAGCGUAUUCAAGACGUGACUAGCUUAAGGAUCGCCCAGUUUGCAGAGGACGCCGGACCGAUGGCUCACCCAAUCCGCCCAGAGUCGUAUAUCACCUGUAACUCCUUUUAUACUGCAACAGUGUACAACAAAGGCGCAGAGGUCAUUCGAAUGCUGAAAACAUUGGUUGGUCCAGAAGGUUUUAGGAAGGGUACAGAUAUUUACUUUUCACGAAACGACGGCAAGGCUGUUACAUGCGAAGACUGGGUGCAGGCCAUCCAAGAUGCAAACCCAGAGAUUGACCUCGGGGUGUUCAGGAGGUGGUAUUCGCAAGCUGGUACCCCAAUCAUCACGGUCGAUGCGAAAUACGACGAAACUACUUCCAGAAUGACUCUAUCAUGCGACCAAGCGAUCCCCCCGACCAAAAAACAGCCGACGACACAAGCUGCUUUGAUCCCCAUGAAGAUGGGAUUGAUCGGCCCCGAUGGCAAUGCUGUUCCUGUUGAUAUGGGAGAUGGGAAGGCUCCAGAAGAGUCCAAGGUCUUGAUACUUCAGGAGGCCCACACGGACUUCGUCCUUCACAAUGUUCCAAAGGGCACUGUCCCUUCCUUGCUGCGCGAAUUCAGCGCCCCUGUCAAGAUCGAGCGUAAAGGAGGCGUUUCAGCAGAUGAGCUUGCGUUCAUCAUGGGUAACGAUACGGAUGAAUUCAGUCGAUGGGAUGCAGGCCAGACUCUCUCCCUAAAAUUUAUCCUGGAUUGUGUGAAGUCUGAAGGUGACUUUAGUGAUGUGCCGCAAACUAUGAUCGACGCCUUCAGGAAAACGCUACUCAACAAAAAUAUCGAUGCCGCGUUGCGCGCUCAGGUGUUCAGGAUACCGCCUGAGUCUUACAUCACGGAGCAAAUGGAACUUGCGGACCCCGUCCGUAUUCGAGCAGCCAGGGAACACGUGAUCAAUCAGGUCGCGUCUGGUCUCGAACUGGACUUCAGGAAGAUUCUUGACGAGGGUCUCGCAGAGACUGGUGAAUACAAGUUGGACCCGGCCUCCCAAGGAACCCGCGCAUUGAAAAACAUUGCAUUAAUGUACCUCGGGGCACUCGAAAAGAAGGACAUCCACGAACUUUGCCUUAAGAUCGUUCGUGACGGAUCAAAUAUGACAGAUGUUCUGGCAGCGCUAGGUGUUCUAUCCAACGCCAAGUGCGAAGAAAGGACUGUAGCACUUUCAGAGUUUUAUGAAAAAUGGCAAUCGUACGGCCUGGUAGUAGACAAAUGGUUGAGCAUUCAGGCAACCUCUACCCGUGAAGAUGUUCUGGGCAUUGUUAAGGGGCUGACCGCGCACAAGUGUUACAGCGAGACAGUUCCGAAUUCUGUGUAUGCGUUGAUUGGAGGGUACGGAAGAAUGAACUUGCAUAUCCCCUCCGAUGGUAGCGGAUAUAAGUUCCUUACGGACCAAGUUAUUCAUCUGAACAGCAUCAACCCUCAGGUUGCGGCUCGUAUGGCGAGAUGCUUCACGCGCUGGCGCAAAUACGACAAGACACGACAGAAUCAGAUGGAAGCGGAAUUGAGAAGGGUUAAGGCUACUGAAGGGUUGUCUGAGGAUGUCUUCGAAGUUGUGAAUAACUGUCUUGAUCAAGCGGAGUAAGCAAGAAAUGGCUGCGGGCAAAUUAUUGAUCGAUCUGUGCCAACUGGAGAAGCGUUGAGUUCCGCAGAGCUGCAGCUCGACGUCUGACCAAAGAAACUGGUGGGGGCCUUGCCGGAAUUCUGCUGACUCCCGCCGAAUGUCCUUUAAUAAAUCUGUGCUUGAGAAGGGGAGGCUGUUCUACAUUAGUUGACAA